AACAUACUCCUGGAAAUGGGGUAAUUGAGGAUUCAGUAAGGGUUUUUUCCAUCAGCAAUGGAAAAAAGAAAGUAGAGAUAACUUAUAAUGUUAUAUCCGACCCAGAACUAGAAUUUGAUGCUUUUGUAGACUCAAAAAGAGUAGAAAAAUUAUCAGAAAUCUUUUCCAAAACCGAAACGCCUUUUUUUAAUAAUAAAUGUCUAGUUGGAAAAUCAUAUACUUUUAAAGAAAUUGAAAUAAAUGUGGAUUAUUACGUGGUUAAUAAAGCGGAAAUCGACCAGUUUAAUGAAAAUAAUUAUCCUCAUGGAGUUGAAAAAGUAGGAAAAAGAGACCCCGAAAAAGGUCAUUAUUUAGGUGGUGCUUUAACUUGUUCCGGCGGUGAUAAUCGUGGCAACGAAUAUACAAUUGCCGCUUUUGAAAAGCAUCCAGUUGGUUUUGACCCUGAUUGCUACGGUCAAAACGGUAAUCUGAUAUCUCCCAUCAAGGGAAAAUCAAGUGAUAACCAAAAACCUGACCCAAUUUCAGGUCAAAAUUCGAACCCACCCCAAUCUUCCGGUCUUUCUAAGUCAGUCAAAGAGCAGGUUGUCAAUUAUAUGAAACAAAAUGGUAUCUUUCAGUUAACUUUGGAUAAUGGCAAAAUAGUAGUUGAAUACAAUAAUUCGUCAAAAAAGGAAGAGAAAGAAAUUAAUUCUCAACAAUUGAAAACUAUUCAGGAUUAUUUAAAAAGUCAUAAUAAUUCGGUCAAUUACGAGCAACUAAAUUAUGAUGCUAAUUCGCCUACCACUGACCUAGAUAAAAAACCAGAUUAUAUUUACUGA
Molecule: messenger RNA, 818 nt
Organism: Funneliformis geosporum
Lineage: Eukaryota; Fungi; Glomeromycota; Glomeromycetes; Glomerales; Glomeraceae
Source: the annotation of a GenBank genome assembly